This is a messenger RNA of Magallana angulata, 3705 nucleotides long. RefSeq lists its product as uncharacterized. The record is from RefSeq and is a predicted model, not a curated record. Gene Ontology annotation, biological process: signal transduction. NCBI's taxonomy places the organism in Eukaryota, Metazoa, Mollusca, Bivalvia, Ostreida, Ostreidae. Bases 48 to 1382 code for a protein of 444 amino acids. The transcript has 8 exons.
GGAAGGAACCGGAACCAACCACACACAACUUUAUAUCCCAAAACAAUAUGGCUACUCAUCUGGAUUCAAAGGUUAAAUGUGAUAUCAUGAUCAGCUACAAUAAAAUGGACCUGGAGUUUACAUGCAAAUUGGCAGAGAAGUUCCAGGAGCAGGGCUGGAUUGUCUGGUUUGCUGAUCCCAAGAUGGAACAUCGUCUGAUGCUCAACCAGAAAGGGGAGGCCAUCCUGUCGUGCAAAGUGUUUGUGACCGUAAUCACAGACGUGUCGGCAAAAGAUGUUCAGUGCCAGGACGAAUUGGCGCUAGCGUACAUUUCCAACUCUUCCAUAUUUCCCGUCAGUCUGAAGAAAUACAGAGAUAUAAGUCCGUCGCUGGACGGUGGAAUGAAGCUGAUGCUUGCGAAGAUAAACUGGACAUUUUUUUUCAAAGAGGAACUGUUUGUAGAGAAUAUGCCUGCCUUACUAGCUGCCAUGGGAAAAGAAAUAAUGGAGAAAACAGAGGAUAAUACAAAUACAUCCGGGCCCCCAAAUGACAGUAAUACAAUCCUUUUUCAUGGGAUGAAUAUAAAUGUCAAUGACAACUGGAAUGCAGACUCGGAAGAUGAGAGUGAGGAGGAGACGUCUAGGCCCCAGUCAGGUCGGGCUCAGAAGUCCGAGGGCACCUCCCUCAGCUAUGACUUCUGGGACAGGGUCUUCGCAGAGAAGAGCGAAGUGACCUGGGUGGACUUUAAGAAGAAGUUUGAGGUGGAGUACAAAGAUAAGAUAAUUAAGACGUACACAGAAGAGGAGUUCAAGCUGUUUGUGAACCUGAUCUACAAGGACAUUUUUAUGCUGAACAAGUCGAUGAAGAGGACCUCAUAUGACCAGUUUUGUGAAGGGAACCCUAACGCUGACCCUCAUCGCUUCUACCACCGCUUGGCCCAGUACGCCAAGGGAUACCAUGCCAUGAGGGAGGUGUUCAAUAUGGAUAGCACCCUUAGACUCAUCACUAUUCAGAAACUAGGAGAGUUUUGUUUCCCAGCAGUUAUCAAUGGGCUGACAGACAUGUUGAAAGAUGAGGACCCAAAUAUCCGAGCCAUUGCUACCAUAGCUUUGGCCAAGUCAGGUCGGGCUCAGAAGAUGACGGUGGAGAAGAUUAUUGGGAUGCUGGAGGAUGAUGACCGGUUGGUCCGGGAGAGUGGCUGCCUUGCCCUGGGAUACCUCAAGGCAGGUGGGAAGAGCGAGCUAGCUGUGGCUGACCGCUGGAGGAAUGAUCCCAUUAAAUCUGUGAGGGAGGCAGCAGAGUUAGCGCUCAAAAGGAUGGGAGGGGACCUGGCCAAGAAAUGUAUCCACAUUACUGACGUUCUGUCGGGGGAGAUGCAGUUUCUAAAGACCCCUAUAUCAUAGAUAGAACAAACUGAGUGAUAUCACAGUUACAGUAGCAUAGCCAUAGCAAAUAGAGACUGAUGUCAAAGGAACCUAGAGAGUACUUGCUGAUACCAUACUCCCAGCAUAACCCUGGGGAGUAAAAACUGUGAAAAGAGGAACCACAACCUAAUACUGUGGUUUCAUUAACAUUGAUGGGUGUCAAAGUAUGAAGAAGGUUGUGAGAUGCCUGGUCAAAGAUCCUGUCAAUAUAAAAUUUUAUGUUAGAAAUUGUACAUUUGUGAAUUUUUAAGAGGGCUCAAUAGUCGUGUGGGCAUUUGGAGACUAUUUUGAUCUCCUUAAGAUGGAGAGCACUGAGCCAUGUAUGAAGAUAGUGGGAAAUAUUCAACUUUAAACGCUUGUUUAUUUGGAUUUUUUUUUCUUUAUUGAAUAAUAGUUUUUAGCUACAAAGUUCAUAUAUAAAAUUUAAAGUAAAUCUAAAGGGUAAUUUUUAAAUCAUCAAGCCUUGAUAUUUUCAUGGAUCAACUUGACAACAAAAUCCAUGAAAAUUGGUAUUCAGUGAACACUGAUGAAAACACAAUAUGACACUGGCUGUGUUGAACUAUACUCACUUUCAAUCUGAUAUUUAAUUCAACAGGAAUCAUUCUCCUUAAACUGCUAUACACCUUUGCAGCUAUGACAUUACCUGGAGAUUUAAGUAUUUUAUUUUUCUGAGAAAAUGAUGUUUCCUGUAAAUAAUCCCUAAUCAUAACCGCAUCAGCUGUGACAUAUAUCAGUUUUCUAAAAAAAGAUAUAAUAACUGUAGUCAUAAUUGCAUUUUUUUAGGCCAAUGGGAUGAUAUACAAUAUAUCUACCCAAGAAGUAGAGCAGUUAUACUUCCAAUUGUUAACUUGCAAUUGCUGGACAGGAACAAAUAUGAAUGAAUGAUGUUGACUCAAAAAAUUGAUCUGAAACUUUAUAACAAACAAAAAAAUAUUUGUCAUCUCUUAAAAUAUUUGUUUAAGUCUUCUGUAGAAACAACUGACCAAUAUCAAUCUUGUCACAAAACAUUCUUAAAGGAAGAAUUGUUUUUUCAAGAAUUUCAUGCUGGUAUAUACAUGUAUUGUGAUGCCUGACUGUGAUAGAAUUCAAUGAAUAAUAUUUCACUGUUCCUUUGUCCCAUAAUCUGACAUUAUACAAUGUACGCAUUUUAUCAAUAUUUGAACCUUUAAGACUUUAUUCCCUUCAUAAUACUGUUACCAAGCAAUACUGAGCUUUGUUAUGUGUAUAUCAUUAUGUAUACUUGUGAUCACCAUGUUAUAUGUCUUUACAAAGUUAGUCCUCUGUCAAUUAUUGCACCUUAAGGGAGCUGGAUGGUCGUGGCCAUUUUUUGACUGUAUUUAUCUCCUGUUGAAGAAGAGCUUUGUAUAAAAAUGUAGAAAAUUAUGCAACUCUUAAAGCUGAAAUACUAGAAUUUUUCUUUACUAAAUAAAAGUUUAGGGCUAUAGAAAUUAUCUCUAAAAUUUUAAUGUAUAUCUGAUUGUUAAAUUGUUGACCAUCCAGUCCCUAUAAAUGAGUUUCACACACCUCAGUUCAUCAGAGGCAUCGUGUCUUGAGAUGGACAGCAAAAGUCAGCUCGUGGUUCUAAGGGCCAAAAUCAGCCCUAAAAUUCAAUAAUUUUAAAGUAAUGUAUUGAAAUGUAUAGAAACAUGACCCCGGUGUUUUUGAGAAUUGGAUUUCUACAGCACAUAACCCCAAAAAUAUGAUUCUUUUUUGAGAUGGGGCCGAUUUUGGCCCUAAGAGAUGCUAGCUCUUUAUAGACGUGUAAUUGGUUCCUUUCAAAAUUCCAAAGCUUGAUUUAAUGAAUCCUUUAUUGUGAUAAUUUGCAGAUAACUGUUACAUAUCAAGUAAAGAAAUUACAUAAUAUGUGUACAUAAUUUACAGACUAAAUGUAUCUUGCUUUUGAAUGUCUUGUUUGAAAUUUACAGUGUAUCUGUAAUUAGCAGUUCAUCUUGUUAAAGAAUAUUCUCUAGAAGUUUUCAGUAUGUCCUGUAAAUAGUAUAUACUGUAUAUGAAUAUCCUUUAUAUGAUUUACAGUAUGCCCUGUAAGCAAUUUACAGUAAAUGUUUACAAUAUUUGACAUGUGAUGAAUUAUUGAUCUCUUUAUACAAGUACUCAUUUCUCCAUUGUUGUUAUAGUGUUUUUUUAUUUAUUACUUCAAGAAAAAUUAUUAUAAGUGUACAAUGUAAUAUAUCUUUGUUUUUUUGUUUUUGUUAUAUAUCAUUCUUUUUAUCCAUUUGAUAAAUAAAUCUUUCAUUUGAAAUGGUUAUAUGCUCAUGUAAAUACAUUAAAUAAUGUUUUCAAA